This is a messenger RNA of Sardina pilchardus (European sardine), 1519 nucleotides long. RefSeq names its product MICOS complex subunit mic25a-like. Gene Ontology annotation, biological process: inner mitochondrial membrane organization. Lineage: Eukaryota; Metazoa; Chordata; Actinopteri; Clupeiformes; Clupeidae. The coding region runs from base 155 to 859 and encodes 234 amino acids. The transcript is spliced from 9 exons. Gene Ontology annotation, cellular component: MICOS complex; mitochondrion. The record is from RefSeq and is a predicted model, not a curated record.
UCCCGUACCAAAAAGUGACCUUUUCAAGAGUUGACCGCCGAAUAGCACCCAGCGACGCGGUCGCUCUGACAGAACGACCAUAUUUUUAAUUUCCAACAGUCUGCUCUAUCCUAUCUCACCGGCGGCAGCUUGUUUGCUGUGCAUAUCAACGGACAUGGGAGGCCGUGAGAGCACAACCAGGAAAGUGUCAUUCGGUCUGGACGAGGAGGAAAAAGUGACAGUUCUCCAAGGAAUCAAGCUUUCCGAAGAUGUCCUGCAAAGGAUGCGGGACCCGGAGCCUGCCCCGGCGCCUGGAGUGAAGCCACCGAAACCCGAGAGCCGCACGGGGCCUCCGCCAGGACCAUCCGCUGCUCAAAUGCAAGAUGAACUACGGAGGAGGUUCGAGCAGCAGCAGGCCAUGGUGCAGGAGGAGCUGGCGCGCAUCGCUCGCAGGGAGCGGGACGCCGGCGACGAGAACGUGGGCACCGCCGUGCUGAGAGAGCGCAACAAGACCAGGGAGGAGCAGGAGAAGGCCCAGAGCCUGCCUGCAGAAUUGGAUGCUUGGGCUAAACAGUUGGACAAGAAGGAGGCUGAACUCCAGCAACUGUCUGCCUUCUACAAAGAGCAGCUGCUGCUACUGGAGAAGAAGAACAUGGAUAUCUACCAGGAGGCAGCCGACCAGUACAACCAAGCUGCAAGCAAAGCAGAGGCCCAUAUUAAGCCACGCCAUGUUGUUCCCAUCUGCCCUGGGCUGCAGUCUGAUGUGCUGAACUGCUAUAAGGAGAACAAACACCAGACCCUGCUUUGCUCCAGCCUGGCCAAGGAGUACAUGAACUGUAUCAACACUGCAAAAAAGAACACAAUGGUGAACCACGGAUGAGGAAGACCACUUGGAGGAGGAAGACCAACGCCCAUCUCUUCACUCCCUCCACUAUGGCCCGGACUGAAAACUCCAGAUACCACUUUAACUCCUGUGUGUGUGUGUGUGUGUGUGUGUGUGUGUGUGUGUGUGUGUGUGUGUGUGUGUGUCUGCAUUGUAAACACACUGCCGCUGUCGUUGUGAAGGAGCGCCUUGACGCAGGCAGCCGCUGGCACCUCUCUUAUUUCAUGUUUAUUUUAUACACUUUAAGCUGCUGUCAUUUGGGUGUCGCACAGAUAUGCUAAUCACUUCUCUUUUUUUUCUUUUUUUUUUUUUUUAAGUAAGCACAGUGCCAGCUUCUGACAAGUACAAGUGCGCUACCAGCUUGAGUAAUCAGCCGGUGUGUUUACACUGCAGGUGUGCGUGUGCGUGUGUGUGUAUAUGCAUAUCUGGGUGUGUGUGGAUCUAUGAGACUGUAUCCAUACAUACCCGUGUGUGUGUGUGUGUGAGUGUGUGCGUUUGUGUGGUUUGACUUGACUGUGUUGAAGUGAAGUGUGUUAUCAUGACUUGCCAUCUGCCUUCAUCUUGAGGCUUUUUUUGUUUCUGGGCGAGGAGCCUCUGUGGUUGUUGGCUCGAGUGUUUUCACAAAUAAAAUAAAAUAAAAAAUCCGUCCAGCAGAAA